Molecule: messenger RNA, 348 nt
Organism: Staurois parvus
Lineage: Eukaryota; Metazoa; Chordata; Amphibia; Anura; Ranidae
Source: the annotation of a GenBank genome assembly
CUGAUAGACGGCACUGACUGGCAUCACUGCUGGGCACUGACUGGCGGCACUGACUGGCACAACCCCUGGGCACUGACUGGCAGCACUGCUGGGCUGCACUGGUGGGUGGCACUGGUGGGCAGCACUGGUGGGUGGGCACAGGUGGGUGGCACUGGUGGGUGCACUGCUGGGCACAGGUGGGCAGAACUUGCGGGUAGCACUGCUGGGCACCGAUCAUCAGGGUACUGAUCAUCAGUGCCCUGAUGAUCGGUGCCGAUCCCCGCUCUGACAACUGCCGGUUCUCGGCAGUACUUUCCUCACGAUCUGACAGCAUGAGGAAAAAGUGCAGCCGAGAACCGGCACUUGCAU